ACGUAGGGACACAUGCCUGGGUCCUCCCAGCCAUGGAUAACUCCUUUGUUCCUGUGCCGGAUCCAUCCCCACAUCCUGAAUCUUUAAAGAAGGGAAGAAAUUCGUACAGAAUCUCCCAGUUUAGAUUGUUUUCUUUUUUCUUUUCUCUUUUCGUGAUAAACAAACACAGCCUAAGCACCAAACGCAGCUUUAACCUUCCAUCGUUUGGAGUGUAGACAUACUCUCGUCUUCCUCGCCCUCAUUCAGAAGCUUCCCUCGCUCCGCAGUGGAGUUUCUCCACAUGAAUAUCGGCUUGUUUUCCUCUCAUGGAGCUUUUCCUCCCCACGAGUAUCUCCACAGUCCCCACUGUACCCUUAUCCCAUUCUUCUUCUGUGAAACUUCUGUGCAAUGGAUUUCUCUUUCGUCAGAGAAAACGACAUAGAAAAUCUAAUCUUGUCUCUAUACCUCUUCGAAUUUCUCUGAGGUUAGAGCAAGAUUGGUCGUUGAAGGGUCAUCUCAACGAAGAAUAUACUGUAGACUGCGAUAAUUUUUGGGGCGAUUCGAAGAACUAUGUUGAAGUGAUUGCAAUCGGCAGCAGGAAAGAUGCCGUUAUCGAUUUCUGUCUGGAGUCUCCUUUCCAGUCAUCGUCUUGGAGAUUCUGGAAUAUCAUCCUGAAAGAUUCACUGAAUGUGCAGUUACUACAGAGGUCCAUUGGAGAAGGU
Macadamia integrifolia is the source of this 701-nucleotide messenger RNA. Its product is annotated as protein ACCUMULATION AND REPLICATION OF CHLOROPLASTS 3-like. The record is from RefSeq and is a predicted model, not a curated record. NCBI's taxonomy places the organism in Eukaryota, Viridiplantae, Streptophyta, Magnoliopsida, Proteales, Proteaceae. Gene Ontology annotation, molecular function: GTPase activity; GTP binding. Gene Ontology annotation, biological process: chloroplast fission. Gene Ontology annotation, cellular component: cytoplasm; chloroplast.